This is a messenger RNA of Paramecium sonneborni, 3336 nucleotides long. The record is from the annotation of a GenBank genome assembly. Lineage: Eukaryota; Ciliophora; Oligohymenophorea; Peniculida; Parameciidae.
AUGAUACUCGAAUAUGCUGUAAUAAAUUUAUAAAUGUAUAGUUAAAUGAAGAAGAUGACUAUAAAAGAAUGACAAAUAUAACGAGAGGAUGUUAAUAAUUAGCAUAAUAAUUGCCUUUUUAUUCUAACUUUACAAACUCGAAUCUAAUAAGACAAUGUAAAUAAUCUUAACUAUUUGAGUAUUUUGUUGUUAUCCAUUUUAAGAAGAGCCUGUUAAAUUAUUAUUGUCUAUUAUGAUGGAUAGAUUUAAUAAUGUCGAAUUUUUGAAUUGUUUUUAUAAGGGUUUAUUGGAAAUAGCAUUGCUUUAAGAAUAAAGAGCAAUGUUAGGUAGUAGAUCACCUGGAAGAGGUAGAAAAAGUAUCUCAAAGUACUUGAACUAUUAUAUUAGGGUUAUAAAUGGGAUAAUAAGGAUUGGCAAAAAAUGUUAUUGAAAAUCUAGUCAUUUCAAAACAAUUUGCAGUUUCAUUUUUAAAACCAAUAUUUAUCAUGGUGCAAUAAUUAAGAUAAUCUCUAGAAAGUAGAAGUGGAAUCUUUAUGACAUUCAUUUUUAAUACAAGAGAUGAAUAAGUUAUAAAAUUAGUAGUAGACAGUUUUGAAGAAUGUAAAAAUGAUAUUUUUGGAGCGUGCACUUGGGUUAACAGAGUUGAUGAAUAAAUUGUUUAAUGUAAAUUUAAUUAUUAAUAUUUUUAGUUUUUUAUUCAAAUUAAAUUAUUAGGUCUCAAAGUAUUGCUUAGGGUGAAUAAGAUAUAAUUGAUGAACCUUAAGAAUCUUCUGAAUCUUCAAUUGAAAUUGAUCCUAAUGAAGAGAUAUAAAAAUGGAUAUGUUAGGAUAACACUCCUAUGGUUAAUGAAUAAUUAGAUUAUUUUAGAAGUUUUGAGUAUUUGGAAUUAAUUUUCAAAUAUAUUUUUGAUCCUUCUCAUUUUGAUAUAAUACAUGAAUGGGUAAGUAUUCAUAUUUUAUGUUUUAGGAACAUCAUUAUAGUAAUAUUAAGAUUAAACAUGACUAAAGCUCAAGAAAAUUAAACUAAACUAAAAGUAUCGAUAAAUUAUAAUUACUGCGUGCAUUAAAGACUUUAAAAAUAAUUAUAAAUGAAAAUAAUUAUCCAAUUAUUACUAAACUUGUACCUUAAUUUUUAUUUAAACUAUGUAUAUACUCAUUUAAAUAUUAUUUAGUUCAUUAUAUUUAUGAAACCUUAAAUGAUUAUGAUAAGAAUAUUGAUUUAAAUUAGAUUGCAUUAAUCUUAGACUUUUUAUUAUAGACCAAUCCUAGAUAAUCUAUUUUAAUGAUAGUGGAAUUUAAUUUAAUGUUUUUAUUAGUUUCUUUAAUUUAUAAUGAAAACAUAGCCAUGAUUGUUCAGAGUAUUAAUUAAUAGUUAUUUUCAAGAAAUAAUCACUGAUGAAUAUGACAUGGGAAAUUAUGUAUUUGAUCAUUUUUGGUAAUAUUUAGACUGUACAAAUUGGAUUUAAUAUUUUUUAAGCAUUUCAUUAAUGCUAUAAGUUGAUGUGUUUAGAGCAAAUAAAAAUUGUCAAAGCGAUAAAACUGUCUAAAUAGUAGGCUUAUUAAAAUAAUAAAUAAAUUAUGAUAGAUUAAUUCAUUCGGAAGAAAUUAAUGUAGAUGAGAAGAAAUUAUUAACAGAUUAUUUAGGUUAAUUACAAGCAGGAAAAAAUUAGAUUUAAUUUUAUGGAAUGAAUUAAUUAAAUUGGCAUAUGAACUAAAAUGUGAAAGAAUAUAUAACAGUAAGUGAAUUAUUAGGCAAAGAUAUUGAUAAUUUAAUGUUAUUUAGAGUAGAGAGAUAAAAAUAUCAGUCAAAAGUUUAAAUGUCAAUUAGAGAAAAACUGUUUGUUCCAACGAUUUCCUUUUAAGAUAAUAAGUUUAUAAGAGGAAAUAGUAAAAGAUAAAUGAAAGAAACUUUAUAAUAGAGAGAGAUGACAAAUAAAUAAAUAGCUUCAACUGUAAAAUAGCUGCCAAGAUUAACAGUAGGGAAUUAAGAGUUAUCAAAAUGGAUAGAUGCAGGAAAAAAUUAAAUAAACUUAAGUAUAGCAUAGUCUCCAAAGAAAACACCAAGAAGCUAUCAAAUAAAAACUGAAUAAAGCACUGAUUUCUCUUCCUUUUAUGAAGGUUUUUCAAGUGGAAGAUUGAAAGGGUUAUAUCCAAGUCCAAGAAUCUCAAUUUAAUCUAGUAGUUUUGAAAGGAAAGCCAAAAAAUAUGAAUCUGAUUUAAAACUACUGCCAACUUGUAUUUCCAUAUUAAAGUAACUUAUUAUUAACAUCUUCUAUAAUAUGAUGAGUCUUACAUCAUAAGAUAAGAAAUAAGCCUAACGUUUAAAAAUUGAAUAAGAUAGCAUUUUGCCAUAAUUUUUAAACAAAGAAUUACUGACCUAACUAUUUAGAGCCUAUUUAUAUGGAAUUAAUGAUUAGGAUAAAUUGAAAUCAGAAACAUCUUGUGAAUGUGGAAUAAUAAUUAAUGAAAUUUAUUUAAAUUGUAAAUAACAUUAAGAACUUCAUUAAUAUAAGCCUUUAUUAAAGUCUUGUUUUUAUGAAAUUGGAGAUUAUAUUUGUAAAAUAAUAGUGAGAUUACAUGAUUCUGAUUAACCAACAAAAUUUAAAAGACAUUUGUUAAUAUGUACACUCUAAGAAGGAUUGAUAUUAUUUGGUGAAUAAUAGGAUACUCCAAAGAAUAUUUUUAGUAUUUUAAAUGAAACAGUCCUUCAUUUAUUGAUAAUUUGGUUUUUUGAUAGUGAUUAAGCAAAUACUUAUUAGUAGACAUUUGUAAAGUAAUAAGUUUGAUAAUAUUAAGAUUAUUUACAAUAAUAUUUUCAAGAGCCCCUUAGUAUUUAUUGGGAAUGAUUUUAUUUAAGUUAGGAUUGAUUAGUUCUUUAUAAAAUGCUUACUUUAAUUUUUUUAUAAAUAGUGUAAAAUUCACAACAGGAGUGGAGAGUUUGUUUUAUUACGUUAGUGUUAUGAUAUAUGUUUUAAAGCGUUCUUUGAUGACUAGAAAAAUGGAAUAAAUAUUAAGUAACUUAGAACCUUUGAGUUCAUGGAAAUAGUUUAAAGAAGUAGAGAUAGAUGGUAACUCGAAAUUUGUAUAACAGAUUGAGUCCAUAUUAUAAGAACAUGAAGGAAAAACUCCAAGAUAGUUGAUAAAAAAGAAAACAAUAGCAUUACCCUCUAAAAAUGUUAUGCAAAGUCGAAGAUCUCAAGCCUAAAUGUAAUUACAUAAUAAGUAUUGAAUAAAUAUAAAUAUUAGAUUUUCUAUGUAAUAAACUACAAAUGAUGUAUUAAAUUUAAUGAGAGUAAAGGAUAGAUUUUUAUAACAUAAUAAAAAAAGUAUAAAUUGA